CUUGUCUUAGCCGAAAUAGGCAUUCUUGAGCCUUGGUGCUAGCCGUAGUUUACGACAACAUAAUGAUGGCCGCUUUCGCUGGCAGCAGUAAAGGACCAGAGCUAUCCAAAGCUGAGUACCUAAAACGUUAUUUAUCCGCUGACGACGAUGCCCAGAAAUCAAAGGGGAAGCUUAAAAAGAAACGGCGUAAGGUUCCUGAGAAAGGACUUAAAAUAGUAGACGAUGACAUAGACUGGAAACAGAUGGUCAAAGAGGAGACGGAGAUUGAAGAGGACGAAGAGGAAGCUCCAGUGAUUGCUGAGGUGAUUGAUGAUCGACCAGAUGAGGUGAAACAGCUGGAAGUUUUCAGAACCAGCAACAGAUGGAAAGUGAUUGGAGCUGAUGAAGAUAAAGACACAAGCAGGAGUUACCAUGACUCGCCAGAGCUGUCAUCAAAGAGAAGGGGACACGAUUCCCCUGUCAAAAAGACCGGACAUGACUCUCCAGACACGCCCCCUCCCAGGAGAGGUCGCCACGACUCUCCAGACACGUCCCCUCCCAGGAGAGGUCGCCACGACUCUCCAGACACGUCCCCUCCCAGGAGAGGUCGCCACGACUCUCCAGACACGUCCCCUCCCAGGAGAGGUCGCCAUGAUUCUCCUUACAGAUCCCCUCCAAGAAAAGGUCGCCAUGACUCACCAGACUUUUCACCUCCGCGGCAACAUCCAGGGAAAUCAGGGAAGGUGCAAAGUAAAGAUUCAUCCCCCACCAGAAGAAAGCCCAGCUCAUCCUUGUCAAGUAAAAAACGUUCACCUGAUCCUCAUCGGUCACCACUUGCAAAGAGGGCUCAGAACAGGCAUGAUUCAGACUCUGACCAGUCACCUCCACGAAAAAAGCCACUAAAGGGCGAAGCCUCAGACUCUGACCAGUCUCCUCCAAGGAGGCACUCAAAAACAAGACGAGGGUCUGAUUCUGACCAGUCUCCACCCAGGAGGCGGCUGCAGAGGGGAAAAGACUCAGAUGACGAUCUGUCACCACCUGGUAGACCUGGCCAGUCACAGGGCCACAGGAUGCUUUCUGGUGGGAAGGCAGGUCUGGUUUCUGUAGAUAUUUUAAGGAAAGAGCAGGAGGAGAACCGACGCAGAGAAAGAAAUAACCAGCCACUAGAAGAUCAAUCCCGCAAUGCCCAGACCAUCUUCAGAGACAAGAGCGGUAAAAGGAGGGAUUUAGAAUCGGAGAGAGAAGAACAGAAGAGGAAAGCUGGAGAAAAAGCAGCAAAAGAUGAGAAAUAUGCUCAGUGGGGGAAAGGGUUGACCCAGGGCCAGAUGCAUAAGCAGAAACUUGAAGAUGCACUGCAUGAAGCCCAGAAGCCACUGGCACGUCACUACGAUGAUGAGGAUCUUGACCGUAUGUUGAGAGAGCAGGAAAGGGAGGGAGAUCCGAUGGCUGCGAUGCUCAGACGGAAAAAAGAUCGCACGAAGACACAAGAGAAGCCUCGGUACAAAGGCCCAGCACCACCUCCAAACCGGUUCAAUAUUCUACCAGGCUAUCGCUGGGAUGGAGUUGACAGGUCAAACGGUUUUGAACAGAAACGCUACACGCGGAUAGCAGACAAAAAAGCUGGCCAGGAGGCAGCUUAUAAAUGGAGUGUGGAGGACAUGUAAUGGCAAUUGGAAACUGAUGAUGCAGGAGCGGAGCCGCUCAAUGCAGGACUGCUGAACCUCUAUAGAAUUAGUUUAGACAGAAUAUCUAAUCUGUGCUGUUGAAACAUCUAUGGAUUAGACUCAUCUUCUCAGCAGAAAUGACAUGCUGAUAUGGACUAAGAAAGAUUUUGUUCACCUUUCCAAAGCAGUUUGGUUUACAACUGUACAACAGAAAUCUGAUCAUUACAAACUGAUAAACUACAAACAUAACUGUACAUAGCAGUAAGUUGACAGCAUCUUUAUGAUUUUGUAAUAAUCGAUUCAAUGUGGAACCAAAAGAGAUGUUUUUCACUGUUUUAUUAAAUAAUGUUUUUGUAAAGUGUUGUGCACGUAGUGACAAGUGUUCAUAAACAGUAGCUUUUGAUGCCUUAUUUACUUU
This is a messenger RNA of Xiphias gladius (swordfish), 2061 nucleotides long. RefSeq names its product BUD13 homolog (gene bud13). Gene Ontology annotation, molecular function: RNA binding. Gene Ontology annotation, cellular component: RES complex; U2-type spliceosomal complex. NCBI's taxonomy places the organism in Eukaryota, Metazoa, Chordata, Actinopteri, Istiophoriformes, Xiphiidae. Bases 63 to 1643 code for a protein of 526 amino acids. The transcript is spliced from 10 exons. The record is from RefSeq and is a predicted model, not a curated record. Gene Ontology annotation, biological process: mRNA splicing, via spliceosome.